AUGGAGAUUCGAGUUGCGGUAUUGACAGUAAGCGAUCGUUGUUCAGCGGGCGUCGCCAUCGACGCAAGUGGGCCGGCGAUUUGCGAACUCGUCUCAAAUUCCACGCGAAUUUCCGCGAAACUUGUCGCCGAUUCGCCGCAAUGCGUUGCCGAUGAGCGUCAUCAAAUCGCCGCCAAAUUGAGAAGGCUGAUCGAAAUUUCGGAUGUUAUUGUGACCACUGGCGGCACCGGUUUCGCCAAAAGGGAUGUCACGCCGGAGGCGACGCUUGAGGUGAUUGAUCGCCGUUGUUCGGGUCUCGAAACGGCGAUUCACACGAGAUCGCUUCAAGCGACCCCGAUGGCGGCACUAUCUCGAUCGAUUGCUGGAAUCGCAGGCAAUACGCUCAUCGUCAAUUUUCCGGGAAGUCUCAAAGCAGUCAAGGAAUGCUGGGAGGUUGUCGAGCCGGUUCUCAACCACGCUGUCGGUCUUCUUCGCGAGACCGAUGAAGGAAAACAUCAUAAUUGA
Caenorhabditis bovis is the source of this 504-nucleotide messenger RNA. Lineage: Eukaryota; Metazoa; Nematoda; Chromadorea; Rhabditida; Rhabditidae. The record is from the annotation of a GenBank genome assembly.